GAUUCAGAGGGACUUGAUUCCCUUGGGCUCUGCAUACAUCUCUUCUUCUUUGCAUUGCAGCUGCUAGGCUUGAUCAUUUUCUCUGCUACUUGUUUGGUUUUGAUACAGCCAUGUCUCUAGUCCAGACCGUCUUCCAAAGCUCCAAAGGGAGCAGAAGGGGCUACAGCUCGUGUUCUGCUUAUGGUGGUGGUGGUGGAGGAGGAAGCAGACGUACCUACUCUUCAUGCAGGGGAUUUGGUGGUGGUGGUGGUAUGAGAGGCCAGUACGGCAGCAGGAGCCUCCAUAACUAUGGUGGAGGUACAAGGAUUUCCUAUGGACGCUAUGGAGGUGGUGGCUACUGCGGUGGAUACGGUGGUGGCUAUGGCGGUGGUGGCUAUGGCGGAGGACUCGGAGGUCGCUAUGGCGGAGGAAUCUCUGGUGGUUAUGGUGGUGGAGGACUGGGUGGUGGCUAUGGUGGUGGAGGAAUGGGUGGUGGCUAUGGUGGUGGAGGAAUGGGUGGUGGCUAUGGUGGUGGAGGAAUGGGUGGUGGUUUUGGUGGCGGAGGAAUGGGUGGUGGGCUUGGUGGUGUUCCUUUUGGUAUUGGCGGUGGUUCUGGAGGCAUUGGCAGUGUCCAAAUAGAUCCGAGUCUUCUGCAGCCAGUGCGUAUAGAGAUUGACCCCCAUAUCCAGCAAGUGAAAAAUCAGGAGAAAGAGCAGAUUAAGACACUCAACAACCAAUUUGCCUCCUUCAUUGACAAGGUCCGGUUUCUGGAGCAACAAAACAAGGUUCUGAAAACCAAAUGGCAGAUCUUACAACAACAGACUCAAGGUCAAGGCCCACGGCAGAACCUGGAGCCUGAGUUUCAGCGUUUCAUGAAUAACCUGAGAAACCAAAUCGAGCAAAUCCGUAGCCAGAAGGGUCAGCUGACAUCAGAACUUCAGAAUAUGCAGCACUAUGUAGAAGACUUCAAGAACAAGUACGAAGAGGAGAUCAACAGGCGCACAACUGCUGAGAAUGAGUUUGUGGUGCUGAAAAAGGAUGUGGACUGUGCCUACAUGGGCAAGACUGACUUGGAGGCGAAAGUUAAUGCUUUAAUUGAACAGAUUCACUUCCUGAGAGGAAUAUUUGAAAUGGAAAUAGCUUCACUUCAAAGAGUCAGUCAUGACACCUCAGUGGUAGUGAGCAUGGAUAACAAUACCCACUUGGACCUGGAAAGUAUCAUUGAUGAAGUAAGACAGCAAUAUGAGGAGAUUGCCCGUAGCAGCCGAGCGGAGGCUGAAGCUUGGUAUCAUACCCAAUAUGAAGCUCUGCAGAAUACAGCAGGCAGACAUGGGGACAAUCUGCAGAUCACCAGGCAAGAGAUUCAGGAGCUGACCAGGAACAUCCAGAGACUGCGUGGUGAAAUUGAGAAUGUCAAGAAACAGGCUGCUCAGCUGCAGUCAUCCAUUGCUGAAGCUGAGGAACGUGGCGAGUUGGCCCUCCGAGAUGCCAGGCAGAAACUGGAAGAAUUGGAGAAUGCCCUGUCAAAGGACAAGGGAGAGUUGGCUGGCCUGUUGAGAGAGUACCAAGAGCUGCUGAACGUCAAGCUCGCUCUGGACAUUGAGAUCGCCAUGUACAGGAAACUGCUGGAAGGAGAAGAGAGCAGGAUAAGUGGCCAAGGAUCCCAAGUCCAUGUCUCUGUGAGGGGCGGCAGUUAUGGCGGCGGCCUUGGCGGCGGAAUAGGCGGCCUUGGCGGCGGCGGCUUUGGCGGUGGUGGCCUUGGAGGCGGUGGCAUUGGCAUUGGAGGCGGCAGCAUGGGAGGAGGCGGCAUUGGCAUUGGCGGCGGCAGCAUGGGAGGAGGCGGCGGCAUUGGCAUUGGAGGCGGAAGUUGUGGCUAUGGAGGCGGAAGUGGUGGCUAUGGAGGCGGAAGCUCUUCCUGUGUAGGAGGUGGAGGAUACUCACGUGGAUCAGGAAGCGGUUCCAGCACAAUCAUAAGGAGAACCACCACAUCCUCCUCAUCUACCAAAUCAGGCGGAAGAUAUUAAGUGUCCCUGCAGGUCCUCAAAAUGAAAGAAACAUCUUAGCUUCUACUGGCAACAGCACAACACCUUCAGCCCCAUCCUGGUAUUCAGAAAAGAACGAACUGUGUCCUUUAAAGCACGAGAUCAUAUCUAUUUUCUCUCCAAAAUAAAGCUGCAACAAGGCACCAUUAAGGUGGUCAUCUUCCCAUCUUGCUUCGGUUGCCUGUGGCUUAGAUGAGCAAUGGUGGGAGAUACCGGUAAAAAUAGCAAUGAAAUGUGCUGAUGGUAUUGCAUUUUAGGAUAUCAGCAGAGAGUUGCUUGGAAGGGGAAGGGGAGAUCUUAGAUCAUGAAUCUGGGCUGGUCUUCUUGCAGUAUGCUGUAUAUUUUUGGCUUUUAUGGUGGCUGCCAAAUGGCAAUGUGUCUGAAAGUGGACUUUCCUUCUCUAUCUUGAGUCUUCUUUCUCCAAAUCGAUCAUUCUCUUUAGGUGUUGUUGUAGUUCCCUGCAUCACAGAAGACAUCAUUGGUUUUCAUUGUAUUUGACUAUGUCUAUGUUUGUGUUGGACAAGUAAAAAAAAUAUAGGACUGAGAUGCAAUUGUUCUUAUCGGCCUAGAAUUAUGCAGUAAGGUAGAGCAUUUUUUUUGUAAUGAAAGCAAUGUUUUAUUCAGUGUUCAGGCUAAGGGAGCAAUAUGGUCCUAUAGAACCCUGAGUAAGCAACUGUUAGUUACAUUUGUGAAUCUGGAAAAUAAUCUCAUCAUAUAAACAGUAGCAUGAAAAUGUUCAUCCUUGUACCAAUCUUGUGGAUUACAUUGCACCUAUCUUUCUUUCUCAUGGCUUGUUUCCCAUUCCCUUGGGAGGCAACCAUUUUCAAUAAACUGCAGUCAAGUCA
This is a messenger RNA of Elgaria multicarinata webbii, 2866 nucleotides long. RefSeq names its product keratin, type II cytoskeletal 4-like. Gene Ontology annotation, molecular function: structural constituent of skin epidermis. Gene Ontology annotation, biological process: intermediate filament organization; keratinization. The record is from RefSeq and is a predicted model, not a curated record. Gene Ontology annotation, cellular component: keratin filament. The transcript is spliced from 10 exons. NCBI's taxonomy places the organism in Eukaryota, Metazoa, Chordata, Lepidosauria, Squamata, Anguidae. The coding region runs from base 111 to 2003 and encodes 630 amino acids.